UUAUUUGUGUCUGGUGACUUCGGUGGCUGUGUGGCAGGUGCCCGUUGUCAGUUCGCAAUGCAGACAAAUCUGUACUACAUCUUGGAUGGAAUGGUCAAAGUGCAAUGUUUCUAGCUCUGUCCGGGUUCGCUUCAGUUCCGCGUGUUGUCCAGAUUCACAUAAUACGACUGCUUGUAUUGUAUUUUGUAAUUUUACGGACAGUGACAGACGAGAAGAGAAACCAUGUGACACAGGAUCAACAGUACCUUUAAGCGGCAGUGGCGGAAGUGGCAAUGGCGGAGGGAGUGUAACCAGUGGUGUUCAUCAUGGAGGUGGUGGAACCGGAAGUAGUACAGUCGGUCUUCAUGGCACUGGAAUUGGUGGACACGCCCCGUCUGCCAGCAGCAGUGAUGGACGUGGUAGUGGCAGCGGGGGGACUGGAAGUAGUGCAAACGGCAGCGGAGGGACCGGAAGUAGUGCAAGCGGUCAAAAUGGCGAUGGAACUAGUGGGCUCACGGCGGGUGUGACCGGUCGACAGGAGAUGCUUACUCCUGGGUACCUUAUCCCACCUCUGGUAUGUCCAGGGGCCCGUGUUUGCCAAACUCUUCGUUUUGUAUCUGACAGGAGUUAUGAGAUUGAUCACUGUUCGUUAUCUUCACCUUUAUAGGAGUUAUGAGAUUGAUCACUGUUCGUUAUCUUCACCUUUAUAGGAGUUAUGAGAUUGAUCACUGUUCGUUAUCUUCACCUUUAUAAGAGUUAUAAGAUUGAUCGCUGUUCGUUAUCUUCACCUUUAUAGAAUGUCUCCAUAUGAGUGAAAAAUUCUCGAGCGAGACGUUAAGCAAGAUACAAUCAAUCAAUCAAUCACCUUUAUAGGAGUUAUGCAAUUGAUCACUGUUUGUUAUCUUCACCUUGAACGUUGACGUUUACGACAAACUAAAAUCUAGAGUCGUCGACUUCUGCUUCAUACCUAGAUAUUUUAUUGAAAGUAGACAUUAACGGCAAACUGACAACUCAACUUUAUGACAAACAGGAUGAUUUCAAUCUCUCCAUCGUCAACUUCCCAUAUUUAUGUAGCAAUAUUCCAUUAUCACCUGCACAUGGUGUUUAUGUUUCCCAACUGAUUGGAUACGCAAGAGCUUGUUCAGCGUACGAUCAAUUUAUAAACCGAGGCAACAGACUAAGAAGUUGAUGAUACUGUGGUUUCAACAGUUUCGUUUAAAGUCAGCAAUUCGCAAAUGCCUAUGAUCAUUAAAAUGAUCUUGCUUACAUAUACGUCAGAUUCUAUCGUUGGGUUGAAUGAUGCCUGACGUGUUAUCAUACAUAUUGUUACGCCAUUCUUUUCAUACUGAUUAAAUGGAUUUCUCUGUUUAUCUGAUCAAGAAAAGGGACUCGCAGGGAGUGUGAUCCCUGAUCGCGGUUUUAUAUUGUUUAUAGGAUUUAUAAAAUUGAUUAUUGGUCGUUAUCUUCACCUUUUACAUAAACAUCCUUGAAGGGGCAUAUGGACGAUUUUUUAUCGAUUGAAAUUGACAGAUUUAAAUACUUUUUUAAAUAAGUGGAUUAAAAAUAUUUUCCCCACAGGAUAUGCUUUGUAUUUUUAUAAAAUCAACAUGCUUAUCGUAGUCAGGAAACCACGUGCGGAGAUGAGAAACCAAUAUUUCUAAACAGUAUAUCAACCUGUCGACAUACGUUAACGAUAAAUCAAUUUAGGGAGUAAGCACAAAUAUGAAAGAACAGAAAGUUUUUGUUGUAAAGAGUGUUUUUCACCGAAGCCGUCAACUGAGAAUUAAGUCAUGUGGCAAGUAAACAUAAACAGGCCCCAUGCCUCGUGCAUAUCUGCGUCAGUUUUUUUAAAGUGAGGUUUGUUGAUAUGUAUUACACGAAUCAAAUACUAUCAUAUUAUGAAAUUUUAAUCAAAUAUCUAAAUAAUGUUUUGAACCAAAUUGUGUCCAUGUCCUUUUAAAAGAGUUGUUUUAUUUACUGAUUAGUAGAGAGAGAAAUUAAUAAGGGACUGGUUCACGAUAUUUGCAAAAGAUGUUUUUCAUUUGUGAUGUUAAACAUUAAAAGUACAACUCAUUAAA
Molecule: messenger RNA, 2057 nt
Organism: Ostrea edulis (European flat oyster)
Lineage: Eukaryota; Metazoa; Mollusca; Bivalvia; Ostreida; Ostreidae
Product: lysozyme D-like
Exons: 4
Coding region: 86-646 (186 amino acids)
Source: RefSeq, a predicted model, not a curated record